Aphanomyces invadans is the source of this 6910-nucleotide messenger RNA. RefSeq lists its product as hypothetical. The record is from RefSeq and is a predicted model, not a curated record. NCBI's taxonomy places the organism in Eukaryota, Oomycota, Saprolegniomycetes, Saprolegniales, Verrucalvaceae. The transcript has 9 exons. Gene Ontology annotation, biological process: chromatin remodeling. Bases 16 to 6786 code for a protein of 2256 amino acids. Gene Ontology annotation, molecular function: ATP hydrolysis activity; histone binding; DNA binding. Gene Ontology annotation, cellular component: chromatin; nucleus.
UUUAGGAUCCACACGAUGAGCGGGAGGAAACGGAAUGAAGCGCGCAUGGAGCUUCAGGAACUCCAGAUGGACCUGAAGGAGAACAUGGCAGACGUCAAAGUGACGACGGAACCAGAGAAGGGACGACGUGGUCGACGGAAGAGCGCCAAGUACGAGGCCGUCUCGUACAGCAAGGACGACGAACUGUCUGACGACGACGACGACCCGUCCGAAAAGGAGACUCGCCGCAAAACGAUGGCGCAGGAGAUGAAUACGAUCCGCAAGGAAUUCACGCUCGAAGUGAUCUUGGGUCGACGGAUCCACCCAAAGACGGGAUCGUUCGAGUACUUGUGCAAGCUGGAAGGAUUGUCGCACCUCCACAUGCGGUGGUUGACGUACGAAGAAGUCGAACUGUUCUUUCCCGAGGGCCACAUCAAGCGCAACAAGGUUCAGGCGUACGACAAGAAGUGUUUGCAGGGUGGAUAUGUUGACACGGACGAAGUCGACGACCUCGACAUUGGGAACGCGACCGUCGAAACGAUCUUGAAUCAUCAGGCCGGCGUGUCCAGCGAAAGCAUGGACAAGAAGAUUGACGACCGACGUCUGAAUGUCCCUUACGCUCGCAAGUACCCGCGCGUGACGGAUGUUUACCUCGUUCAGCACCACGAAGCCGUCAUGGAGCGAUGCCGUGGCAUUAUCGUUCGAUUGAUGGCCGACCCAAGCGCCGAGCCCUUCUUACAACCCGUCAACGUCUCGGAGGUACCCGAGUAUUUGGAUGUAAUUUACAACCCGAUCGAUUUCGGCACGAUCUUGGCCCGUCUCAAGAAAGAAGUGUAUUACUCAGGUCCCAUUGCCGUGGCGCUGUUUGCAUCGGACGUCCGGCUUGUGUUUGCAAACUGUCGAGAGUUCAAUGCAGAGGGGUCUGAGAUCGUGGCAAUUGCCGACCAGUUGGCGAAAGACUUUGAGAAGAUGUUUUACGAAUGGAUCAUUUGUCCAUCUGCGUGGAAAUUGCUGCCGUCGACGGGGGAUGCAGCUGAAGAUGCCGAAAUACUGACACAGUUUCAUCAUGAACUGGAUGAAUCGCAUGCCCUGGCGAGUUGGAGUCCGUGGGACUCUGGAUGUUCGACAUGCCACAGCAACGACGACUUGGAAAACAUGCUGCUCUGCGAUCGCUGCGACAACGAACUACACUUUCACUGCCUGGACCCGCCACUGGAUGAAACUCCGGAAGACGAGUGGUACUGUCCAUUCUGCGAACUCCGCAACACGUAUGAAGCCAUGUGCCUGCCCAAAACAAGCGACGAAGACGAUGCGAAUGCCACGAAGAACGCUCCCGACCAAGCGACCCACCCGGUCGGGUCAAGUGCGUCCCCUACAUUUCCACUAGUGCUGUCGGCACCAAUUCCCCGCGACACCAAGUUCCUGUUGGAUUCGGACACACGGACGACAGAAUCACGACGGCAGUCUCUGCGACUCUUUGGCAACCACACGGUCUUCCUUGUGCAAUGGAAAGGUCUGUCGAUUCGUAACUCGACGUGGGAACGCGCCGAAGACAUUGGCGAUGACGACGCAAUCGUGCGGUACUUCAAGACGACGAAAGUACCAACAGAGAAAGAAAUUCUCCAAACAACCUGUCAAUUGCCGUGCUGCGCCAAGGCCAACAACUUGAAACCACAGCAACCGGUCGGAGACAACUUGAAUUGUGCAGUGGAUCGCUUUUGCACCCUUGGCGCAGACCACGUCGGCCCGUGCGAACGCACCACGACCAAUACGAUGUCAGGGAACGACCUGUCGCUGCUUGGGACGCCCGCGUACACACAUCAAAAGCAACUGGAGCAGAUUCGCGCGCAAUUGUUUGCGUUUCACUGCUUGUUGCAUCACCACGCGCCGGACAUUCGUGUGUUGAAGCAAUGUGGGGCUGCCACUGCAGCUUUCGCGUGGACAAAAGAGUUGUUGAACAACGAGGCUAGCAAGCCCAAAGACGAGGAUCAAGACUACUCGGAAGAAGAAGACGAGAGCAGCGACGAAGACGAAGACGACGACGACAACGACAACGAACUCCUGCCGCAGGUUCACAUGCCUGCGUACUCGCAGUUAUUUCUGGAGCCUGACCGACCAUCCGACGAAGCAGACGACGAAGAGGAUGACGCGAACGACGAUAACGACGACGCGAGAUCCCGCAAGCAACUGCCACCCGAGGCCCAAGUCGCAUCCGUCCUGGCAUCAAUGGUAGAACAUGUUGCCCUUGGGUAUGCGUCGGACCUUACUCGAGUCCCGCCGAAGAUUAAGAAGCCACCGGUCAAGCGCCUCCCGCAGAUCGACAUGACGUCGUGGAGCCAUUUUCUCAUGGACACAUUUGGCCCGCAUCAUCGAUACACGGAAUACUACGUUGCGAUUCAAAAGAGCAUCCAUGGGCUCGGUAUGCGUCUUGGUCUGUCGGAUGACGGCGUUGCUAGAGUGCUGGGGUUCCAGCGGUUGCAAAACGGCCAACUUGGUGCCGCAGAACUCACCGGCGUGAUCGCCCCUGGCGACGUCCUUGUCGGUAUCAACAACACCCCCACCGCGCGGAUGGCGUUCAAGCAAGUGGUUGAAAUGAUCGGCGCGUCCAAAGAUUACGUCCUCUUCACUUUCCACACAACGCGGCCGGCACCAUUGUUCCCACCUGCAUGUGUCGCAAAGACGAUAGAACGCCGAUUCCUGCCGCUUCCACCUCUCGACGAUGAGCCUGAGGAUGACAACGACACGGAUGCCGCGCCUCCGUCCAAGUACAUUCCGUAUUCUUACUUGAUCUACGAGUCCCCUCUUCAUGUGAAUGGACGAAAGCACAAAAAGUUUACGGCGUUGGAAAACUACGCUGCUCCCACCGGCCCGAUUCAACACGUUCUUGCCGGGAUCAUGAAAGGCACGUUGGACCCCCACGAGCACUUCGCAAGCUUCUUGGCGGUGAAAAAGACGUCAGCGGCAAGCGCUCAAAUCGUCGCCAAGACCCCGACAGAGUUUGUGCCGUACGAACAAUCGCCAACCUUCAAAGGUGGACGCACCCUUCGCGCAUACCAAGUGGACGGGUUGAACUGGAUGAUAUCGUGCUGGAAAGCAAAGCGGUCUUGCUUGCUGGCUGACGAAAUGGGUCUGGGCAAAACUGUUCAAGUGGUGUCGUUCCUCGAGCACUUGCGCACCGAAGAAGACAUUCGCGGUCCAUUCUUGGUCGUUGUGCCAUUGUCGACUUUGCAACAUUGGCGCCGAGAGAUUGAAGACUGGACCGACAUGAAUGUGUGCGUAUACCAUGACGUGGGGGAGCGUGGUACCAAGUACACAGGCAAGGACUUGCGCAGUUUGAUUCGCAUGCAAGGAUGGUACUACCCUAACAUGACACACACCAAGUCUGUGUUCAAGUUCAACGUGUGCCUCACGACAUUCGAGACAAUAUUGGCCGACUUUGAAGAGUUUGAAUCCAUUCACUGGCGGUUGUUGGCUGUGGACGAGGCGCAUCGAUUGAAGAGCGCGGGGUCGCGAGUGCUCAAGCAAAUGCGCGUGCUCAACGUCGAUCGGAAGCUUCUCUUGACUGGCACGCCAUUGCAAAACAACACGCAAGAACUGUGGGUGCUGUUGAACUUCUUGGAGCCCGUGAUCUUUGACAACAUGGAAGAAUUCAACGACAAGUACGGCCGGUUGCAUUCCCAAGAGCAAGUGAUGCAGCUCCAGCGCAUGCUCACGCCAUACUUACUGCGCCGCGUGAAGGAAGAUGUCGAGAAGAGCAUUCCACCCAAGGAAGAAACGAUCAUUCAAGUCGAGCUCACGACGCUCCAAAAGCAGUACUACCGAGCGAUUUACGAAAAGAACCGGUCAUUUUUGUACCUCGGGACGCAGAACGGGCUGCCAACGCUAAACAACUUGCAACUUCAGCUGCGCAAAUGCUGCAACCACCCGUUCUUGAUCAAAGGCGCGGAAGAGCGCGAAUUAGAGGCCCUCGGCGCCGCCCCAGACCCGGAAAAACUUAUGCAAACGACAAUCCAAGCCAGCGGCAAGAUGGUACUCGUGUCGAAACUACUGCCCAAGUUGAAGGCCGAAGGUCACAAAGUUUUGAUAUUCAGCCAGUUUAUUCGACAAUUGGACCUCCUCGAGCGGUAUUGCGAGCACGAAGGGUUCAUUUAUGAGCGCUUGGACGGAUCGAGCAUGGGCACAUCGCGCCAAGCAGCGAUCGACCGGUUUUCCAAGAAGAACUCGAAGUCGUUUAUUUUUUUGCUCAGUACCAAGGCUGGUGGGGUUGGGAUCAACUUGAUUGCUGCCGACACGGUCAUUAUUUUCGAUAGCGAUUGGAAUCCUCAGAAUGACUUGCAAGCCCAAAGUCGCUGCCAUCGCAUUGGACAAAAGAAGAGCGUCAAGAUUUACCGCCUCGUGACUCGAAACUCGUACGAGAGCGAAAUGUUUGACCGGGCGUCGCGCAAGCUCGGCCUCGAGCACGCCGUGCUCGGCACGGGAUCGUUUAGCGAAUCGCACGACAUGGAACGACCGUCUGCGGAGAUGCUUGUCGAGCUGCUGAAAAAGGGAGCGUACGGUCUCAUGGAUGACGACGACAGUGCGUCGCGAUCGUUUGUCGAGCGAGAUAUUGAAACCAUCUUAAAAGAAAAUGCGCACGUCCGAAUCGUCAACAAGCAGUUGGAUGCAGUUGACGAAGAAGGCGAAGAUGGCGACGAUGCCCCGAUCGCUAAAAAGUCAAAAAAAGGCGGCAUCGUAUUUGACAAGACGUCGUUUGUAGCUGAAGGAAGCACGGGUGAUCUGAGCGUGAACGACCCGAGCUUCUGGGAAAAGGUCCUCGGCCACAUCAGUGUAGAGAUGCUGUCAAAAAAACUCGAGGAUGGAUCGGCGCUGGCAUCACGACAAACCAAGGCUAAGUUUAUGGCACAAUUGCAACAAGCUCUUGGCCAACUGAUUGAAGACGUGCGAGAAAACAAAAAAGAAAAGGAUUCAAUUUUCCAGCACGAGUAUGAAGUCGCCAUCAACAUGCUGCAAAAGCUUGUCGCGAUCAAGGACCAGUUUUCAGCCGACCAACGCAAGGUCUUUGAAAAGUAUAUUGAUCAAAUGUCCAAGUCGCGUGUCCGUAGUUGCCGUGUCAACACGGUGAGCCUGGAAGACGUGAGCUCUCCCGUCCGCCGAUCUACCAAGUCCACAGAUGGUCGUCGCACGCGAUGGAAGAAACUCAAGACCACAAAUUCGCUCACAGCCUCAGGCGAGUCCCUCGCCGAUGAUUUUGAAGGCACGAGCGGAGAUGUGUGCACAUUGUGCGGCGAAGGUGGCGUUCUCUUACUUUGCGACGGGGCGUGUCACCGGUCGUUUCAUCUCGAUUGCGUCGGCUUGAAAGAUGAACCGAGCGAUGCCAAGUGGCAUUGCCCAGACUGCACAGCGGGAAAACAUCGGUGUCUGGCGUGUGGCAAAGUGGGCAAGAUGGGCUCCGAGCAAGGUGUUACGCAAUGUGCGAUGGCAAAGUGUGGUCGAUUUUACCAUCUGAAUUGCAUGCACAGCAGCAAUUUUCACGUUGAAUGGGUGGGAAAGAAGCGAUUUCGGUGUCCCAGUCACUAUUGCGCCGUGUGCAAAAAGGGCGAUUCUACCAAGGCGCAUUUACUCGUUUGCACGCAUUGCCCCAAGGGCUUCCACGUCAAGUGCUUGAAGAACCAGCGCAUGCUUCAACUCUCGAGUGCGUACAUGAUUUGCGCCGACCACUUGGAGGCGGGGAAAGGCACUGUCGUGCAAGUGGACGACAACGACGCCGACAACGCCGAGGAAGACGAUGACGAAGUUGAAAAGGAUGUCGCCGAUGGUCAAGAUCCCGAAUCGUCUGCUGACGAAGCGCCACUCGCACUAUCCAAGCGGCACAGUCGCACCAUCAAACGCCCCAAGAAACUUGACAGCGACGAUGAAGACAAUCAACCUCUGACAAAACGAAGCCGGUCAAAAGCCAUCGUGUCUACUUCAGCUGCGACAUUUCAUAAAGGCAAGAGCAGUGCCCGUUGGACGAAAUCGUCUGGGGCGGCGGCUGGCGAUUCUUCCGACGAAGCCUCCGUGCACGAAGAUGGCCAGGAUGGCGACGACUUGUCGGACGAAGACAUUGCUUCACCCGUAAAGAAGAAACGUCCAAUCAAGAACAAGAAACCUGCCACCGCGCCAUCGCAACGACGUGGGAAAGCGAGUUCCGAAAGAGCUGACGCCGCCGUUGACGACGACGAUGUCGAUGUUGACGGCGUGUGUGAAUUGUGUGGACGCCAAGCGACGACCAAUUUGCCGUUUGCCAUGCCUGCCAUUGUCGUCAACAAGAAACGAACGGUGGUUCACGCAGCGUGCAUUCCGUCUACGUCGACGGCGAAACCAGCCCAAGUGAUCCAAAAGGCCAAAACGACCACGUGUUCCAAGUGCCAGUCCAAAGGCGCGUCGAUUCCGUGCCAGUCUUGCCGACAUGUGUUUCACCUUCACUGCGCUCAUGCCGACAACGGCGUUUUUGACGCAGACGACGAGUUCACGUGCCACUUGCAUCGAUGCAGUUGUAACGACUGGGUCGAAUCCGCCGCCGUCAUAUGCAUGCAUUGCUUUGCGUGGUUUCAUCCGACUUGCGUCGAUACAAAGCCCGAGGACAGUUUUUGCUGCACGAAUUGCCUUGAGACUCCGGCCAAGCGCAAGCGGGCCAACGACGACGAGGACAUCCUCAGCGACGCUGACGAGGCACUUGACGAAGCACCAACCAACAAGACGCCAGAGAAAUCGGGCACUUCUUCGCGGAGCUCGCGACGAGUGCGGCGGAGCGUGGGACGACCGUAACUCGACCUUCCAUUCAUCGCGCAGUUGUCACCUGUGCAUCCUCCGUAAAAGGCAAAAUUCCACCUUGCCAUCGCAUCGUUUCUUUGUCGAUCGUCCCAUUUUGUUAGGCCUUCCAUGUCGUUGG